AUGUCCUCUCGCACCUCCUCCACGUUUGGCUCCGGCGGCUCCAUGACCAGACGCGUGUCCUCCAUGAGGGCCGGCAGUGUGUACGGCGGCGCCGGAGGCUCAGGGGUCCGCAUCUCCUCCUCCUCCAUGAUGGGAGGAGGAGGAGGAGGAGGAGGAGGCUACAGCUACAGCGCGUCCAGCUCGAUCAGGAACGAGAAGUUCGCCAUGCAGAACCUGAACGAACAGCUGGCCACCUACCUGGAGAAGGUCCGCUCCCUGGAGAGGUCCAACGGGGAGCUGGAGCUCAAGAUCAGGCAGUUCCUGGAGAGCAAGGUCGGUCCGAGCACCAGAGACUACGGAGCCUUCUACGGCACCAUCUCUGACGUCACUGCCAAGAUUCAGGCGGCCAUCAAGGUGAACGGAGCGAUUCAUCUGAACAUCGACAAUGCACAACUAGCUGCAGACGACUUCGGGACCAAGUUCGAGAACGAGCUGGCCAUGCGUCAGUCGGUGGAGGCCGACAUCGGCGGUCUGAGGAGGGUCCUGGACGAGCUGACCCUGAGCCGGACCGACCUGGAGAUGCAGAUCGAGGGCCUGAAGGAGGAGCUGAUCUUCCUCAAGCAGAAUGGGGCGAUUAACCACGAGGAGGAGCUGCUGUCCUCGCACUCUAACAUGAGCGGCCAGGUGAACGUGGAGGUGGACGCCACUCCUCAGCAGGACCUCUCCAAGGUGAUGGCCGACAUCCGGGAGCACUACGAGAGCAUCGCCGCCAAGAACCAGAGGGAGCUGGAGGUAAGCGUUUGUUCCCCGCAGUCGGAGACUCUGACCAGAGAGAAGGUCUCUCAGACGGAGACGCUGUAGACGAGCAGGUCGGAGGUCACGGAGGUGAAGCGGACGCUGCAGUCGCUGCAGAUCGAGCUGCUGGGCAUGAAAGCGUCUCUGGAGGGAACUCUGGCUGACACACAGAACCACUUCUCCAUGCAGCUCUCUGGGUACCAGAUGCAGGUGACCUCCAUGGAGGAGCAGCUGAUGCAGCUGAGGGCCGACCUGGAGAGGCAGGGACAGGAGUACCAGAUGCUGCUGGACAUCAAGACCAGACUGGAGAUGGAGAUCGGCGAGUACAGAAGGCUGCUGGACGGAGAGGGGUGA
Anarrhichthys ocellatus (wolf-eel) is the source of this 1128-nucleotide messenger RNA. RefSeq names its product keratin, type I cytoskeletal 13-like. Gene Ontology annotation, cellular component: cytoskeleton. Gene Ontology annotation, molecular function: structural molecule activity. The record is from RefSeq and is a predicted model, not a curated record. The transcript has 7 exons. NCBI's taxonomy places the organism in Eukaryota, Metazoa, Chordata, Actinopteri, Perciformes, Anarhichadidae.